AUGGCGCAAAUGGAACAGCAGAUGAGAAGGACCAUGCAUAUGUCUUCUUCAUCUUCCUCCUCGUCUUCCUCCUCCUCCUUCAGUUCCUCCAUCAGCUCCGCCCGGCUGCGAAAGGUCUCUCAGGGCUUGUCCAAGACCUUAGAUGUAGACAUCACUGGGGUACAGCGUAAAACAUCUGCUGUGGUCGAGACCUUCAGUCAAGUACAGAAGACUACCAGCCUCCCAGAGGGGGAGUCUGUCCCAGAUUUUGAGGAAAAACUACGCCCUAUCACAGCACAAGAGGGUGUCGGUGCAGCUUUCAAAGCCAAGGUGUCAGGGAGGCCCAAACCCCAAGUUCGAUGGCAGCGAGCCAGUGGCGCUCCGCUGUCGGAGGGCACAAAGUUGUUCUACGACGACAUCAACAAUCAACAUAUACUCAAGAUAAAAAUCCUGACCCUUGAGGAUGCCGAUGUCUACAAAUGCAUUGCUUCCAAUGAGCACGGCGAAGCCAUCUACAGCAUAUCGCUUAUUGUGACAGAAAAUCCAGCACUGGACUUUAAAAAAAAGCUGAAGAAAUGCAGUGUGGAGAAGAGAGAGGAGAAGAAGCCUCCAACAGAAGAGGAGAUGCUGAAGAUCUUGUCUGGGGCUGAGAAGAAGGACUAUGAGAGGAUCUGUGCAGAGUAUGGCUUCACCGACUUCAGGGGAAUCCUGAAGAGGCUGAAGGAGAUGAGGAAGAAAGUGGAAGUGGAGUGGCCAUGCAGUAUUCUUCCCCUCAACUUCAGACUGUCCCUGUCCGCCUUCAUCCAAGAUUCGCACUCUGGGUGGAACAACCCUCAAAUGUGGGUGUUCCCUGUCAAAUCUGGCCUAUUGCGUAUUCUCCCAUCGACUCAAGUGGUUCGUGUGCUAAACCCCCUGGAGGACAUCACUGCCAAAGCAGGCAGCAACGUUGUGUUUGAAACCGUUCUGGAACUGAAAGAUCCAAACAUAAGGAUGCAGUGGUUUCUGGGCACAGAACUGCUGCGCCUCCAGUACUCUCAUGGCAAAUAUGAGAUCAAACAGAUGGGAACCAAGCACAUGCUGUGCAUUUCUAACGUGGGCCUGGGUGACAAGGGCACCUACAGCCUGCAGGUUGGAGAUAAGAGACAGUCAGCAAAACUUAAAGUCAUAGAUGAACCUCUGAAAUUCCUGUCUGAGUUCAAGCCCGAAAAAGUGAGAGAGCGCCAGACUGCUGUGUUUGAGGUGCGUCUCUCCAAGAAGACCAAUGCUCCUCUGAUCUGGAAGGUGAAAGGAAAGGAGGUCAAAAGGGAUGAAAAGUUUAAUGUGUCGCUGUCUGAAGAUGGUCUGACCUACACCUUGAAGAUUAAAGAUGUGAAAGUCAGCGACACCGGAGACUACACCAUCAGCAUCGGGGACAUCUCUGCCACUGUGCCGCUUUUCAUUGAGAGGAUUCCCAUCGCCUUCACCAGCCCCUUGAAGAACGUGCGUGCACAGGAGAAAGGCAAGGCCCGACUGGAGUGUGAGAUGAGCUCCAAGGACGUGCACGUUCGCUGGCUAAAGGACGGGAGUGACAUCACAGCCAGCCGACGCUACGCCUUUAUGCGCGAGGGAAAGAGGGCAGAGGUCGUCAUCGAGGAGUGUGAACAAACAGAUGAGGGAGAAUACUCCGUGGUCUGCACUCAGGACAACGACUCGCAGGAAUACGUCACCUGGGCCAGACUCGGCGUGGAAGAGCGCUUUGCUUCGGUUAAGAGUGGCAUGUCAGACCUUCAGUGUCCUACAGGGAGCCCUGCGGAGCUCUGUGUGGUCCUGGAUGACGAAAAAGUGGAUGGAGUGUGGCUGAAAGAUGGACAGGAGAUUACAGGGCGGGGGGGCGUUCAAGUGGUCAAACAAGGAGCUGUCCACAAGUUGAUCUUCUCAGGAUUGACUGAUGCUCACGAGGGCAAGUACACCUUCAGAGCAAAGGGGGCCGAGAGUGAAGCUGUACUCACUGUUGCAGAUCCUCCAGAGAUUGAUUCCUCUGUGUUGGACAUGUUGGGGAGCCAACCAGUAACAGUAAAGGCAGGCCAGACCGCCACCAUUAAGAUCCCCUUCAAAGCCAAACCACCUCCCAAAGUCACAUGGUACAAGGACGGUGUGGAGAUGGUGGAGGAUGAGAGGAUGAAGGUGGAGCGGACUUCUGACAGCACCACUCUCGUGAUCAACAGAUGUGUGCGAGAGGACAGCGGAGCAGUCCAGCUUCGACUAAAAAGUGACUGCGGCACGACCACAGCUCACUUGCAACUCCAAGUGAUUGACCACCCUAAACCUCCUCAAGGCAAGGUGGAAUUCUUGGAGCUUUCCAGGAAGUGCAUCAAGAUGAAGUGGAAGCAUCCCAGGGACAAUGGCGGUAAGGAGGUGACCAGCUUUGUGAUGGAACGUCGUGAGGCCACUAAGAAGUCGUGGACCAGGGUGGGGGAAGUCCAAAGCAGCUCGACUGUCUUCAGCGACGACACAGUGGAGGCGGGGCAAGUUUAUCAGUAUCGCAUUAGAGCCGUCAACUCGGAGGGAAUGAGUGACCCUCUGGGGACAGAGGAGGUGUGUGCCGGAGAGCCUAUAGAGCCUCCAGGCACGGCCUCCCAGCUUCAGGUGUCUGAUGUCACCAAGGACGCCAUGACGGUGAGCUGGAACCCGCCAGGUCAUGAUGGAGGAGCACCAGUUCUUGGCUACAACCUGGAGAGAAGAAAGAAGGGGAGCAAUAUGUGGCUGCUGGUCAACAAGGAGCUGAUCCCAGAUUCUAAAUUUGUGGUAGACGGGCUGAUUGCUGAUGUGGAAUAUGAGUUCAGAGUGACCAGUGUAAACCAAGCAGGGUCAGGUAGUCCCAGCAAUAGUUCCAACGCUGUUAUGGCCAAAGACCCAAUACGAGCUCCCAGCUUUGUGAAGAACUUGCUUGUUUCGGACUCCACCAACACAUCCAUCUCUCUGAGCUGGACACCUCCAGAGCAGGGGGACACACCCUCAGGUUACGUCCUGGAAGUCCGCCCUGAAGAUGCCAAAGAGUGGACUAAAUCUACAAAGAUCCCCAUUGCUGGCACCGGCUUCACAGUGGGGGGACUUCAAGAGCGAAUGAAAUACCACUUUCGUAUCCGGGCUGUGAACGAAGGAGGGUUGGGGGAGCCCACUGAACUGUCUGAAGGGGUCCUUGCGAUGCCUCCUCCUGUGGCUCCCAGGUUUGAUCCUCGGGGUAAAAUGAAGAGUCAGAUGGUGGUUUGUGCAGGAAGUACACUCUGUCUUCAGCUGAGCUUCACUGCCUCCCCCCCACCAGUUGUAACCUGGUUCAAAGAUGGCAGCAUCACCACAGGAAGAGAAGUCAUCACCAAAAGCAACAAUCACUCCCAGUUCCUCCUCCCCUCCUCCCAGCGGAGUGAUUCUGGAGAGUACCGUGUCCACCUGAAGAACGACUUCGGAGAGGCUCACCAUAACGUCAAUGUCAGGGUUACAGACUUCCCUCGGCCCCCAAAGAACCUCCGCUUGGUGGAAGAGGUCCCGGGGACUGUGACCCUACAGUGGGAUCACACUCCAGACCUGGUUGAUGAUAAUGAAGGAGCCCAUUACGUCAUCCUUAAGCGAGAUACCAGCACUCCUUCGUGGUUUACCGUGGCUGAGUGUGUCUUCAGCAGCAAGUACACCGUCACCGGACUGCUGCCGGGGAGGAAGUACUAUUUCAGGGUUGUAGCGCAGAACUCUAUCGGAGACAGUGAUCCCUUAGACUCAAGUGAAGCGCUCAUCAUCGCCAGGGAAAGAGAGUGCAUCAGCAGUCUUCGCCUGAAAGAAUAUGCUGCACCCCCCCGUCAGGUGAAACCUUCUUUCCUUCUUCCCCUGAAGGACCACGCUGUGCACCGAGGCCACGACUGCACCAUGAGCUGUGCCUAUCAGGGCAUGCCAACGCCGCGGGCCUCCUGGUACAAAGGAGAGUCCAAGAUGUCUGACCGCCCUCGCUUUUGGCAGAGGACGGCUAAUGGAGUGUGCACUCUGGUGAUUCCUGUUUGCGCUGUUAAGGAUAGUGGGAAGUACACUCUCGUGCUGGAAAAUCCACUAGGGAUGGCGAAGUGCUCGUGCAGCCUGGUCAUCUUCGAUAAGGAUGACAAGAGCCUGCUGGAGAGUCUGACUAAGCAAGCAAACAAGGAGAAGCUUAUUGUGUAGGAAACCACAUACACACUAGUGUUAUUCACCAUCACUUUGCCCAAAUAUCUCAUCUUUUGAUUGGGGCAAGGUUGUCUUUUGUGCAUGAACUUUCCCUUGCAGUACAAUAAAUGACCAUCAGAGGUCA
Entelurus aequoreus (snake pipefish) is the source of this 4285-nucleotide messenger RNA. RefSeq names its product immunoglobulin superfamily member 22-like. Gene Ontology annotation, molecular function: protein binding. The transcript is spliced from 26 exons. The record is from RefSeq and is a predicted model, not a curated record. Bases 1 to 4158 code for a protein of 1385 amino acids. Lineage: Eukaryota; Metazoa; Chordata; Actinopteri; Syngnathiformes; Syngnathidae.